This is a messenger RNA of Exserohilum turcica Et28A, 1195 nucleotides long. RefSeq lists its product as uncharacterized. Gene Ontology annotation, molecular function: phosphatase activity. Bases 146 to 955 code for a protein of 269 amino acids. NCBI's taxonomy places the organism in Eukaryota, Fungi, Ascomycota, Dothideomycetes, Pleosporales, Pleosporaceae. The transcript is spliced from 2 exons. The record is from RefSeq and is a predicted model, not a curated record.
CCGGUUCAGGGUUUCCCUAGUGCCCCCUCUAGCUUUUCUAGGGACUGUGACGGAUUGAUUCAUUCAUUCGACAUUCAAAGGAACAGCCCCCGUCUGUCGUUUCCUGCACCUUCUCCAAGACAUCCACCUCCUCUACACGUCCGCCAUGGGUUCCAUUGAUUUGGCUGAGCUGCCCGCCAUGAAGAGCGACCCUAAGUUCAUCUUCUUCACCGACUUUGACGGCACAAUCACGCUCCAAGACUCGAAUGACUUCAUGACGGACAACAUUGGCUAUGGCCGCGAGAAGCGCCGCGCAGGCAACCUGGCCUGUCUCAACAACGAAAUCACCUUCCGCGACUCGUUCCGCGACAUGAUGGACAGCGUUACGAAGCCAUACGACCAAUGCAUCCAGUACCUUGUCGACAACAUCAAGCUGGACCCGGGCUUCAAGGCCUUCUUCGAGUGGUCCCUUGAGAACAACAUUCCUGUCGUUGUCCUGAGUUCCGGCAUGGAGCCCAUCAUCAGAGCGCUGCUGGAGAAGCUCGUCGGCCCCAGCGCAAGCAAGAUGCAGGUCCUUGGUAACAAUGUCGGGCCGCGCGAGGGCAAGAGCAUCAACGAGGAGGGCGGAUGGCAGAUUCUGUUCAAGCACCCCGACUCUGGCUUUGGCCACGACAAGUCAAUUGAACUGCGCAAGUACUCGUCGCUCCCCGAGGGCGUGCGCCCAACCAUGUUCUACGCUGGCGACGGCGUCUCAGACUUGUCGGCUGCCCGCGAAACAGACCUGCUCUUCGCCAAGAAGGGCCACGACCUCAUCAGCUACUGCGCGCGCGAAGAUGUCCCCUUUACCGUCUUCGAGGACUGGAACAACAUCUUGAGCAAGUGCAAGAGCAUCGUUGAGGGCAAAACGACUGUCCAGGCGGCUGCCAAGGAAGGGUACGAGGCGUUCAAGAGUGGCGAGGCUGGCCUCAAGAAAUAGAUGGGACUGGGUGAUUAGACAAGCGAGGAUGGGUCCUCGCUGUCACAGGGUAUCUAUGCUGCGGCGCAGCAAACCCUUACAUUUGGCCACGGCUCCUUUCCGUCAUGGAUUACUCCGCAAGGGCUCGCAGUAGUGGCUGCGGCGUGCGUGGGCGGGAGCCACCCCGCCAUUUUGCAUCUGAAUGCUAUACAUGGAAAGUCUCAAUGACACCUCCAAGACGAUUAGACACGACUACACGAU